Fundulus heteroclitus (mummichog) is the source of this 2932-nucleotide messenger RNA. Its product is annotated as prolyl hydroxylase EGLN2-like. The record is from RefSeq and is a predicted model, not a curated record. Gene Ontology annotation, molecular function: peptidyl-proline 4-dioxygenase activity; L-ascorbic acid binding; ferrous iron binding. Gene Ontology annotation, biological process: cellular response to hypoxia; peptidyl-proline hydroxylation to 4-hydroxy-L-proline. The transcript is spliced from 4 exons. Gene Ontology annotation, cellular component: cytoplasm; nucleus. The coding region runs from base 4 to 378 and encodes 124 amino acids. NCBI's taxonomy places the organism in Eukaryota, Metazoa, Chordata, Actinopteri, Cyprinodontiformes, Fundulidae.
GCCAUGGUCGCUUGUUAUCCAGGGAAUGGGGCAGGGUACGUGCGUCAUGUUGAUAACCCGAACGGUGAUGGACGCUGCAUCACAUGCAUCUACUAUCUUAACAAGAACUGGGAUGUUAAGACACAUGGAGGCCUGUUGCAGAUCUACCCUGAAGGCAAGAACGUGGUGGCCAACAUCGAGCCUCUGUUUGACAGGCUGCUCAUCUUCUGGUCUGAUCGCAGAAACCCACAUGAAGUCAAGCCAUCUUACGCCACUCGGUAUGCCAUCACAGUCUGGUACUUUGAUGCCAAAGAGAGGUCAGAGGCUAAAGAGAAGUACAAACUCGCUACAGGACAGAAGGGCAUUCAGGUGCCUGUCACUCAAAACAGCAGGUCAUAAAAACUGCCCCAAGUGUCCAGAGAGCACUCUCAAAGUAUUAUGUGCCUUCCUGUACUGCUAAAGGACGCUGUGAUCAUGAAGGGAGGCACAACGAAACCGUCAGCUGCCGCUGCAGCUAAACGCCGCUUUCUCCACCAAGCGUCCAGCUGUUCGAUUCGCACGGCGAGUUGCGCCGUAACGAUUGGGCUGCUGAUCAAACACGUGACAGAAAUAACAAGAACACAGUGGACUGGCUAGGAAGCCAAUGGUGGGAUCAGAGUCUACGAGAGUGGAGGGGGAAGAAAAUGACUUCAACAUCUCGAAGGCGGCCUACCUAAAGAAAAAAUGACUGACUGACUCUUUUAUUUUGUUGCGGUUCUGCUUCAUCAGUUAUCAGCAAUGUUGUGAUGUAUUAACAUAUCAGUGGAAAAGCCUGCAAGUUGUUGAAAUCCAUGUCCGAAGUUCCUUCAUCCCACCCUCAUGGGACGCUGGCCUCUUGUCUCUCGAUGUGUCAGAGUGGGUGUAUAAGAAUAUACUCGGAUCAGAUAUUUACUUCUGACUCGAGGUUUUCCCCAAAAAUUAAAGAUUGAUACAUGAAGACAACUCUGCACUGCAGUUUCAUCCUCGAAAAGUGCAUUUCAGUAAAGUAGAAAUAUCAUUGCGGAGUUAAUUCACGCAAUUUGAUUCAGAAAGUGAAGUCCGUUUUACACUGAUUCAUUACACACAGUGAGACAGUAUAUUACAUAUAUUUAUUUCUGUUCAGUCUGAUGACGGUGGUCAUUAAGCUGUGGAUUGGUACCUCUGGCGGUCUUGGCAGGUGCCAAAUCCUGCAGGAAAAAAGAAAUUUGCAUCUUCAAAAAGCUCUUCAGCAGAAAGAAGCAUGAAGCGCUCUAAAAUCUUUGGGAACACGGCUGCUUGACCCCAAAUGUGGUUGUAAUAAAACACAGUCCUCAUGAUUUCCAAAGUCAUCGCUGACUAUGAACGAAUUUGUGACUCUCCCUGCAUCUUUCAGUUGUAGCAAAUGUCCUGGAUACAUCUAUCUGUGCGCGGUCACUCUUAAAGCUCUGACUCCAGCAACUGUUUUUCUACAGUUUUCCCCCAAACUCUCAAAAGGGCUUUGGGUCAGAAUCCUUACUAAGCUGCAGUUAUCCCUGUUGCUUUUGGAUUUUCUCCUGACACACUUUUUCCUUCCACUCAACUUUACAUUAAUAUAGUUGGAUCCAGCAUAUUGACUCUUAAACGGCAUUUGCUGCAGAAUCCUCUCAAGUCCACAAAUCUCCCUGAUGCUUGUGCAACUUCUAACACAGUUUUUGCUUCCACUCAGCUUUCUAAUAAUAUAAUUUGGAAACAGCGUUGCAUGAACAGCCAGCUUCGUCUGCAAUGACCUUAAUGGUUUACCCAUUUUCUAGAGCGUGUCCAUGACUAUACACUUUAUUUUACCAAAGUUUUUCCUUCUACUCCACUUUCCAAAAAUAUGCCAGGAAAAAACAGUCAAUCAAAAUAAUAUUCUUUAUCAAUUAUUAUUCAUUACAUUUCUGGUUUAUGAAUCCUUUGAUAAGUGAUGUUAUAGACUAUUCAAAUGUUCUGAGAAAGUAAUGUUUGGGUUUCCUUCAGUUUUAAGCCACAAUCAUCUAAAUGAACAAAAUAUAUAUGUAUAUACAUCUGUGUGUAAUGACUCUACACAAAACAUGCUUCACUCAUUGAAUUCAAUCACUGAAAGAAAUUCACUUUUCAAUAAUUUUCUAAUUUAUUAAGAUGACACCCAUAUGAUGCGGCAAGUGCACAGACCUCUUCAGGACUUUACUUUUUUUGUAGCUUUGAAAUGAAAAGAUUUCUAUCCGGACUCAAACAUGCAGCUCUACAAAAGGCUAAGAAUCCACUAUGAAUAUAUAUAUAUAUAUAUAUAUAUAUAUAUGUGUGUGAUUUGUUCAGCAGUGUGUUGGAAUGAGCUCGGCUCACACCUGAGACAUGAGGCUGGCUGUUCUGUGACAGCAGACCAGAGAAGGUUUGAACAAGUGUACCGAGUGUGUUUAUAUUGCCUAGAUGUGUUCUUACCAGUGACGGAAACCAUCAGAGCGACCGGGGUGGAAGAAAAUCUGACCGAGAAAUUCCCGCAUACACAAAAGGACGACGUAGCCAACGGCUUAACUCAACAAAGUUUUUUCUUAAUCUUAAGACUGCACAUUUCAAUCAAACCUUAAACUUAAGACAAUUCAGAGUUUAUUAAAGCACAGUUUAGUUUUUUCCUUUAAACACUGUGGGGGAAACAUUUGCUUGCUCACGUGUGGGAGGGUGUAUGUCUGGGUGUUAUUGUGUGUGUGACAAUUUCCACUGGCCCCCGAAGGCGGGUCACAGGUGUUGUCUCAGUGUUUUGCUUGAUUGGCUGAAGAGAAGGUUAUUUGAAAAAAAAAAAGCACUUUAUUGUUUAAAUAAACGCCAUGUGUGAAUGAUAGAAACAGUGUAACUAAAGAUUUAGGUUAAUGCCUUUUAAUGCUGUUGAUGAUAUGCUAUUCAAAUGCAAUAUAAACUAAAACCGUGAGAACAAAUAAAUGUUUGCCUUGUUUUGAAGAUUUAA